AUGAAAAGAGCAUUAGCUUUGCUUGAACAAACUAAGAAUACUAUGCCUCAUUUGCCUCGACCUGUCUCUGGCAAUGACUCUGAUUCAGAUGAUGACGGAAAUUAAAAUGCAAAAAAUAACAUACAGUACUAGAAAGGCACGAGGAGAAAUCCAUCUGCUUCAGGAAGAACUAGAAUCAACGAUUAGGCAUAGUCUAAAUUUGCAAUAAACAAUACAACUGAUAUUUCUAGUAGAAAGUCAACAGCAGUUUCUUCUACUACGCGUAUUGGUUCAUCUGGUAACGCAGCAAGUAACACUGCUCGAAAUAAUAAGAGGUAAUCCUUUGUUGGAGCUGGAACAUUCACUGCAACUGAUAUAAUCGAGAAAUAGUCUGUAUAUGAAUUGUCAUUGAAAUAAUCGUCAACAGCUGCAGGAAAAAAACCACCUCACAAAUUAAGGCCUCUUAACUCGAUUAAAAAUAUUGAUAAUAAAGCCAACUCUAUUUUGGAGAUAGAAAAUGCUUAUCAGAAGGAAAUGCUUCGUGAUAUUGAUGCUGAUCUUAAUGAUUACCUUGAUACGAAUCAGAUUUUAUCAUAGAUGCAAAAUGCUUUUGGAAGUGGAGCUUCAUCAGCUACUAAUUUAGGUCAAACAUAGUUAGCAAUAGCAGAAAAGAAAGAUAGUAAGUUAAAGUAAAAGCUAGGCAAGACAAUUGGAGGUUAAUUAGACCCAAUAUUAGAGGAAGCAGCUGGAUAAAUUAUUCCAUAUCAACCUAACAUGACCUUGUAAGAGUAGAGAGCUAAGAAAAAUGAGGCCCUAAAGAAUAAAGUGAAAAAGCUGACAGGCACAGGCUCAUCAACUUCACUUCCUUCAAUAACUAAUGGAAAUGGCUCCGAGAGUACAGGGGAUAAAGAUGCUGAGACUUUCAUCACAGGCACUAAGAUCGCAUAACAAUAAGUACCAGAGGAAGAUCAGCAUAUUCUAAGAGAGUAUGAAUCAUAAAUGGCAACAAGGAAAAAGAAGUACUAUAAAUAUGAGGAGGACGAGUUACUAGAUGACUUGGAUCAACAUGAACGAGAUAUGAAUGAAAUGCUUAAAUAUUUAUCAGAAGUUGAAGAACUCAUCAAGGGCUAAGAUUUAAAGUCAAUCUAAUAGAUGAUGGAUGUAACCAAGGAGACAAUGAAUUAGCACUUCUAGGCAUGUGAUAAAUUUAAAGGGCAGAUCUAAGAAAUUGACAAUCAAGCUGAGGAAGCUAUAAGAAUCCUUAACUUUUAUGAUAAUGAAGAUGGAGGAUCAAAGAGCAAAAAGGAUAAAAAAGAUAUGCAACUUGAAAGAGUCAUUGAGGAUAGAAGUGAUGACGAAGCAGAAGUUAUGAAUAAAAAAUAGAAACCAUCACACGAGUAGUCCAAGCACCAUAUAGUGAAUAAGUUAAAUGGAAUGAAUCAAUCAAUGAGAGAUUUUACCAGUUCACUUGAGUCAAGACUUGACAGAGCUUACAAAACAGGUGCAACAAAGAAGUUUGGAUACGAUGGUGUAAUUAAUGCUUCCCAGUAAGAUUCAUUUGAGGAAGGAAAGGAAGAAAGAAUCCUUAAUAAAAUGCACAAUUAAGCCUAGUAAUUCAUUGAAUAAAACAGUGCAUCUGCUCUUCUUAAAAGUUAGGCACCGAGUACAGCAUCUACUAUAGGCAGGAAAAAUAGUCAUUCAAGUUCAACUGCAAUGAGAGCACUACCACCAAGUGAGAAAAGAAAGGGCAGUGUGAAGAACACAAGGCCAAAGAAGAUAAAUGAUGACUUAAGCUGA
Molecule: messenger RNA, 1776 nt
Organism: Stylonychia lemnae
Lineage: Eukaryota; Ciliophora; Spirotrichea; Sporadotrichida; Oxytrichidae
Source: the annotation of a GenBank genome assembly